Messenger RNA from Rotaria sp. Silwood2, 909 nucleotides. The record is from the annotation of a GenBank genome assembly. NCBI's taxonomy places the organism in Eukaryota, Metazoa, Rotifera, Eurotatoria, Philodinida, Philodinidae.
AUGUCAGCAAUCAAACCUCCUGUUUUUAUACAUGAUAAUAAAAAUUAUUAUAAGAAAAACAAAAUAGUUAAAAAAUAUGAUCAAAUAAAACCAGUUUAUAGAGCGAAUCAUACUUACGAUCUUCGUUUAAUUAUUCUUCGUCAUGCUGAACGUAUUGAUCAAAGUCUUGGUAGUGAUUGGUAUGAUAAAGUAUUUGCUGGUGUUCCAUCAGCAUCUCUACAAGCUUACAAACAUCCAUCAUUACCAUAUCGAUUACCACAUCGUUCAAAUACUUUACUAUAUGUAUUUGACCCACCACUAUCACGUACAGGUGAACAACAAUCUUAUUAUAAGGGACUACAAUUAGCACAAAUAGGUGCAACGGUUGAUUAUUGUUAUUCAUCACCUGCAUCACGCAGUGUCCUCACAGCAAAUGCCAUAUUAAAAGGUAUGAAUCGUAGUCAUAUACCAUUGCGUCUUGAACCUUAUUUAUUUGAACCAAUGAAUUGGAAUUCAGCGCUUUUAUUACUUGAUCGAAUAAGUCCAUUUUUAUCAACCGGUGAUUGGCAGCGAACAGGUUAUAAUAUUGAUCGACGUUAUCAACGUCUUAGCAAUUAUUUAAAUCCACAUGAAACUGAAACAGAUUAUUAUCAUCGAAGUCAAGAAUUUUUUGCAUCAAUUGAACGUCAUCAUGGUAAAAUAUUAUCUCCGGCUUAUAGUGGACUUAUUCCACGACGACGUAAAACUAUACUUAUUGUUGGACAUGCAUCAUCAACAGAAAUGUUUUCAACUAUUGCAUUAGGAAAACAUUUUAAUGCAAAAGAUUUUACUGAUCAAUGUACUAAAGUUCCAUAUUUGCAUACAGCUAUUCUUGAACGUGAUGCAACCAAUCAUCAGUGGCGUAUACGUCAUGUUAUGAAUUUUGUUUAA